GAGCUCCGAGAGGCCCAGUCGAAGAGCGGGCGGCCGCGGCCGUAACUUACCCCUCUCCUCGUCGCGCACGCCGGGAACCCGUCGCCGCGGCUGCUUCGGCUGCGGCGGUCGGUCGUCGUGAUGGACUGUCCGUGGAAUGAGCUGUCCCUUGCCUUUUCUCGUACUUCCAUGUUUCCCUUUUUUGACAUUGCCCACUACCUGGUGUCAGUGAUGGCACUGAAGCAUCAGCCGGGAGCAGUGGCGGUGGCAUGGAAGAAUCCUCUGUCAAGCUGGUUUACUGCUAUGCUCCACUGCUUUGGUGGAGGAAUUUUAUCUUGUGUACUCCUUGGGGAGCCUCCAUUGAGGUUUCUUGCAAACAGCACUAAUAUAUUACUGGCAUCUUCAAUCUGGUAUAUUGUAUUUUUUUGCCCCCGUGACCUUGUUUCCCAGGGAUAUUCAUUCCUACCUGUUCAACUCUUGGCUGUGGGAAUGAAGGAAGUGACCAGAACUUGGAAAAUAGUAGGUGGAGUCACCCAUGCUAAUAGCUAUUACAAAAAUGGCUGGAUAGUCAUGAUAGCUAUUGGAUGGGCCCGAGGUGCAGGUGGUAGCAUUAUCACGAAUUUUGAGCAGUUGGUAAAAGGCUGUUGGAAACCAGAAGCUGAUGAAUGGCUGAAGAUGUCCUACCCUGCCAAGGUAACCCUGCUGGGGUCAGUUAUCUUCACAUUCCAGCAAACCAAUCAUCUGGCAAUAUCAAGGCAUAAUCUUAUGUUCCUCUAUACUAUGUUUCUUGUGGCCACAAAGAUAACCAUGAUGCUUACAGAGACUGCUUUUAUGCCUUUUGCUUUUUUUGAGGAUACAUUGAGUUGGAUGCUGUUUGGCUGGCAGCAGCUGUUUUCAUCAUGUGAAAAGAGAAGUGAAACAAACUCGUCUCUCAGUGGUACUGGUUCAUCGACCUCAAAACCUAUAGCUGAUGCUUCAGAUAAAGUUCAUAAGAAGCAUACUAAAAAGACUAAGUAAAUUUACUUAAUGAACUUCAGAAGGCAAAAAAUUUUCUUUGUCUUAUCUACCUGUCAGAUUGUGAUAAAUAUUUCUAUGUAAAUGAUGUAAAAUAAAGAUUAUAUAUAAGGAUUGGAGGUGACAAAAUGAAAGAACUUCUUUCUGUUUCAGGGAGACUCUCCCUUUCUGGAUUGUAAUUUCCUGAGUGUUAUGAGUGUAUCAUGUGAAAUGGUUUUUCUAAGUUAUAUAUAAAAGAUUCUAUUGUGAUUUUUAAACCAAUUUUAUCUUGAUAAAAGCCUAGUGUUUUUGAAUGUUAGAAAAAGUAAACCUACUGUCAUUGCAAAAUAACAAAAAUUAAAGUUUUAUUGUUUAAUCUA
This is a messenger RNA of Globicephala melas (long-finned pilot whale), 1352 nucleotides long. RefSeq names its product transmembrane protein 38B (gene TMEM38B). Gene Ontology annotation, cellular component: membrane. NCBI's taxonomy places the organism in Eukaryota, Metazoa, Chordata, Mammalia, Artiodactyla, Delphinidae. Gene Ontology annotation, molecular function: identical protein binding; potassium channel activity. The record is from RefSeq and is a predicted model, not a curated record. Gene Ontology annotation, biological process: potassium ion transmembrane transport.